Messenger RNA from Spirometra erinaceieuropaei, 2273 nucleotides. NCBI's taxonomy places the organism in Eukaryota, Metazoa, Platyhelminthes, Cestoda, Diphyllobothriidea, Diphyllobothriidae. The record is from the annotation of a GenBank genome assembly.
AUGAUAGUUGACGAGGAAUUCACGUAAGUUUUCAAAAGUGAUCUUUUACACCAUUACUUUCUGCAGAUCCGCAUCAAUUGAUGUUCCUGUAUGUGCGGAAAACUCAGAGUUGGCCAUUUCAACUGCCGACGACGGGGUAUCCUAUGCAUGUAACCAUCAAAGACAGACCUGGAUUAAGAUAAUUAAACUUGAAACCUGCAAUAGGAGCGAGCUCUCGGGAAUAUUAACUUUUAUCAGUCAUCUACAGUCGCUUUCACCCUUCCGGAUCCUUUCUCAGGAAACACAAGAGGCCGACAGGCGUGCAUUACAUAACACAAAGUGCUGUGGAGUAUUCCUUCCGCAGUCUAUAUGCCUUAAAGACACAGAUCUGGAAAUUAUUUUCCCCUUUUGCCCUGCCGGAAGCGCCUGUGACAUAUUGAGGCCACAAAGCGUUGAUGGUGGCCUGCCGGAAGUGCUCGUAGCCGCAAUUUUUGCCCGUGCCGUUCGCAGUUUAAACGAACUCCACUGCGCUGGCUGGUUGCAUCGUGCCAUUUGUGCUCGCCAUUUGCUGUUUUGCAAAGUUGCUGAGGAUUCAACGGAGUUGGAUGUUGCGUUUUGCGGCCUCGGCAGCAUGACACCUGUUCGGCCAUUUGGUAGCCAAGCUUGUCGCAACGACCUCCCCAUACUCGAUGCCUGUUGGCGAGGCUGGCAUUAUCAAAACCUUUUGGAGCAGGCCUUUAGCACCCACCCUGUUGCAUGGUACAGUCCCGAGGUGUUAGCUCAAGAUUUCAGUGGCUAUGGCACGCCCUCUGAUGUAUACAGCCUGGGCCUCACUCUGGGUGAAUUGUUUACGGGCAUCUCCCCUUUCGUUGGGACUGUUUCUCCUUCAGUAAUCUUUCUGAAGAAAUUGUGCCUAAAGGAACCACUAAUACUCCCCAGUGUAAGUUCAUGUCUCCUCUUCACGGAAUUCAUUUUAUAAGUAUAUUCAUGGAAGUUUUUGGCCCUCCCUUAAUGGCAUGCUUUUAUGUCCCGACUUUUUAUUUUAUUUGAUCGCUUUCGAGAAGCAGUUGAUUGUUUUAGAAAAAAUAAGCCCUGAGUAGAACACGAACCUGUUCGGUGUCGCCUUAAAGUUUCCACUCCAGACUCGGCUAGUCUCCAUAUAUUCGGUUUCUGCACCUUUUUUGUCGCGCCUGUUCAGAGAGGAGCUAGCUCGAGUCUCAACUGAGUGAGGUAGCAUAGAGGCCCCAUUAUGGAGAAGCCAUUGUAGCUUAACUCCAUGUCCUGAUAGGAGCACCGGGUUGUCCUGUUGGUUGGAAGCUUCUCAAGCCACGGCCUUUGGCGCACCAUGAUAGAUUCAGGCGUGUCAGACUAUGUGUAGUGAAGAACAUACUCUGAGAUUCGACCUCACCCCUCUUUCCUCCUUUGAACCACAUGAGUGAGAGCUACUAAAAACGUCCUCAUUUGACCCAAUUGUGAAAAACCCACGACAACAAGUCUAAGGCCUCAUCACAGCCUACGCGACCAGGAGCAGUGUUUAAUCCAUUUGUUUGAAGAAAGCUCAACAACCAUGUCCUUAGCAAACGAACCACCGAUGUAUCGAAUAGGCCCGUGGCCAUUCAAACGCGCCGAUCUUAGCAUCAUCUGAAUGAACUCAUUGAUCAACGUCAGAAACAGCCAAUAUGUGGGUACCUGCGAUAAUUGAACGAGCGGUUGUAGCCAUUGGAGCUAGCGAUCCAGGUAACCGCAGACGUGUUCACCGGGAGUAAGAUCAUCCUGAGAUCAUUAGGACAAGGGAGCAAUUAAAUGACUUUUGGUAGAAAUUGAAAUAGCACUGGCAUUCUAGUAGUUAGGAACAGUUUUCAUUACGACAGACCGGGCAAGGAGCUCGUUUUACGAGUCGUACACAAAUAAUGCUGACCAUCUGAAGAGCCGAUGGCCAGAUGCCAUGGCUCGCCAGAGGCCAGAGGAUGGCUCAAUUCUGCCCCCUGGGACCCUUUCUUUUCACUCCCAUUGCUUGGUGCUAUGGCGAUUGCCUGAUUAAUGCGACUUUUAAGUCCGUCUGGUUGAUAUGUUGCGACGGCGUCAGGAUGCAUUACGACGAAGCUAACGGUGGCUGUUCCUACUUUCAGCUACCCGACCGUCCCCCAAGCCCGGAGCUUCAGCGCAUUUUCAACAUGUGCACUCAUGUGAACCCCAGAAGACGCCCCACAACGGAAGCAUUGUUGCAAGAGCCCUGGGUCGCCGCCGGCCUUAGGUACAACUUGACCGAAGAUGACUUAACUCCCUUCAGGUGA